AUGAGGGUCUCACAACUCCCCUCUAUUCUUCCCUUGGUCCUCACCACGCUCACCGGUAGCCUCGUGCUCGCACAAGAACGCUGCGACGCACCCUCGCCAGGCAUCUACUGUAAUUCGACGGAGAUUCUCGCUUACCACUCGGACGACUGUAAACCUUUCCACAUCUUCAUCUCCCGCGGCUCCGAUGAACCAUACCCAGGCCGCCUAGGCAACCUCACGUCGGAGAUUUGCGCAGCGAUUGGAGGGUCAGAAGAAUGCGGUUACGAGGAUGUCGAGUACCCAGCGAAGAGCACGGCGUGGGGCCAAGGCGUGUGGUGUGAUUCUGCAGGCAAGGGUGCGAAGAGCGGACAGGCGCAGAUGAAGGCGUACAGCGAAAAAUGCCCUGACAGCAAGUUGAUUGUGUUGGGUUACUCACAGGGAGGAUCAGUAGCACAGGACAUGCUCGGUGGAGGAGGAGGUUCUGUCUUCGCAUGUGAGCAAGACAUGAAUCCGGCUCUAGACGCAACAUCUGCUCCUGGCUCAAAUGUCGUCGCAGCCGUAACCUUUGGCGCCGUCGUACGCUCUCGUGACCAAAACUUCACCGUCGGCCGUGGCGUGGACUACGAUGGAACCAGUGCGCGCAGCCCCGAACACCUCGAAGGCCUAAAUGCCUACGCCGACGUUCUACUCGACUACUGCCACUACGGCGACCCAAUCUGCGCCGUCGGCUCCGAGCCACAGGACGUCAACGAGCACCUGAACUAUUUCAUGCAACACAAUCCGGAAGUGAUCAAGUGGGUAGCUGGCAUGGCCAAGGCAAGUGGUGAUGUGAGUGAGAAACCCAGCAAGCCCGUUAUCAGCGCUUCCUCCUCUUCGACAAGUGUGCCUGCGAGACCUCAAGCCACGCCAUCCGGAUCCGCUACCCCUUCACCUAUUGCGACGCCAACUGACGACGCGGUGAAGAGUGCGCAGACGAGCGCUACUGGUGCUGCCAGCUCGGUGACUGCUACCCUUGGGUACAUGACUGCACUGGCUCUGACCGUGGCUAUCUUCUUGUAG
Messenger RNA from Alternaria atra, 1038 nucleotides. RefSeq lists its product as uncharacterized. The record is from RefSeq and is a predicted model, not a curated record. Bases 1 to 1038 code for a protein of 345 amino acids. Gene Ontology annotation, molecular function: hydrolase activity. The transcript is spliced from 2 exons. NCBI's taxonomy places the organism in Eukaryota, Fungi, Ascomycota, Dothideomycetes, Pleosporales, Pleosporaceae.